ACUAAACAAAUCUCUUUCUCACUUCUUCUAUUUUCACCUUUUCAUUGAUUUGGUGGUUGUUUUCUUUUCUUCAUACUUCUGUUAUCUGUGUAUUGUUUUGUAUCUGUUUUCCAAUAUUCAACAAAAAAGAAAAAAAAAAGGUGAAAAAUGGCAGGCACCGAAGCUGCUACUGUUGUUGCUGAAAAAGUUGCAGAGAACCUGGUUGAUCGAAUUUUCAAUUUAAUCUGGAACAGAAUAGCUCGUGUGUUCAAAUGGAAGACUAAUUUAAAGAAUCUGGAGAAUGACGUUAAGAGGCUGGUGGCUAGAAGAGAGAGUUUGCUGAAAUUUAAGGAAGCUGCUGACAGAAAAGGGGAAGAGUUGCCCGAGGUCAAUAAGUGGCUUAAAAAAGCAGACGAGUACUUUAGAGAGAUGCAGGAGUUGAAGGAUGUUGAAGAGAAUGCCAAGAAGAAGUGUUUGGCUGGGAUGUGUUGUAAUCCCUGGGCGCGUUACCGAAUCAGCAAGAAAGUAGAAGAGUAUGUGAAAGUUGUGGCUCAACUGCUAGAUGAAGCUGGUAGCUCCAACUUCUUAGUUGCUAUUCAUCCUCCUCCACAGAAGAUAUCUGCUGCACGAGUUAAAGAUUUUGAGGACUUUGGCUCAAGAAUGUCCAUUUUGGACCGUAUUAUGGGGGCCUUGAAAAGUUCCACUGUUGACAAGAUUGGUGUGCACGGGAUGCCGGGUGUGGGCAAGACCAUGUUAACCAAAGAAGUUGCCAGACAAGCCGAGGAAGCCCAAUUAUUUGAUGCAGUUGUGAUGGCUUCUGUGACAAAGGAACCAAACGUGAGAAGAAUUCAAGCUGAAAUAGCAGACAAUUUAGUACUACAGCUUCAUCGGGAGAGCGAUGAUGGGAGAGCCGAUCAAAUAAAGGCGUAUUUGAUGGGAAAGAAGAGGAUUCUUGUGAUUUUAGAUGAUAUCUGGACGGGGAUAGAUUUGGAUCAACUUGGGAUUCCACAUGAAGUUAAAAAGAAUGAGGCAAGCUCAAUUGGUGAAGUACAUGUGCAAUGCAAGAUUCUGCUCACCUCUAGAUCUCGCACUGUCUUAUCACAUCUCAUGGAUACUCAUCAAAAUUUUGAAGUUGGCGGAUUACAAGAUGAGGAAGCAUGGGAGCUCUUGAAGAAGAUAGUUGGUGAAGAAGUUGAAAAUUCUGACUUGCGGCUUACAGCAAGGGGGAUUGUGGAAGAAUGUGCUGGGCUCCCCCUGGCCGUUCGAACUCUUGGCAACGCUUUAAAAUGUAAGGAACUUUAUGAAUGGACGGAUGCUCUGCUAAGACUGAGAAAUCCCUCUCCAGAGAACUUCAGGGGGAUCCCUGCAACUGUUUACUCAGCAAUUGAACUGAGCUUCAAGCACUUAGAAUCAGACGAACGCAAGCAAACUUUCUUGCUGUGUAGUUUGCUCGGACAGAAUGGUUCUACAGACGACUUGUUGGAAUAUGGUCUUGGCUUGGGCUUAUUUCAUAAUGUCAGUACAAUAGCAGAUGCAAGGGCCAGGGUAUUGACAUUGGUUAGUGAUCUAAAAUCUUGUUCUUUGUUGCUUGAUGAUUGUAGCAAUACUCACAUUAAGAUGCACGAUAUUGUUUUUGAUGUCGCCACAUCCAUUGUCUCAAGGGACUACCAUGUGUUAUCAUUAAUAGAUGGCAACGAACCCGAAAAUUGGUCUGAUGGGGAGGCAAUGGGAGAUAUCAAAUGGAUUAGCCUACAACACGCUAAUGUUGGUGAGCUUCCUGAUGAGUUGGAUUGUCCACAAUGUAACUUGUUUUCUUUACGUAGCAAGGAUCCUUCUGUGAGAAUUCCAGAAAAUUUUUUUCGGGGAAUGCCAAAUCUCAGAGUCUUGAAUUUCACUAAGAUGCAUUUUUCAUCCAUGCCUUCAUCAAUUUGCCUCCUAAAACACCUUCAUACAUUACGUAUGAGUGAAAGUAUUAUAGAAAACAUAGCCUUCAUUGGAGAGCUUAUGAGUUUGGAGGUCCUAAGCCUUUCAGGGUGUGAUCUUGAAGAGCUACCAUUGCAGAUUGGACGGCUAACCCAGUUGAAGUUGUUAAAUUUGAGUGAUUGUACCAAACUCAAAUUGAUUCCACCACUCAUCCUGGCAAGUUUAUCCAAACUUGAAGCUCUGCACCUGGGAAACAGCUUCAAUCAAUGGGACACCGCAAAUCAAAGAAAUGCAAGCCUUGUUGAGUUGAAGAAUUUACAUAACCUGGCUGCUUUAGAUUUGCAUGCUUGUGAUGUCCAGCUUGUUCCAGAAGACUUGUUCUCUGAAAGAUUGAAAAGAUACAAGAUCUUUAUUGGAGAAGUGUGGAACUGCAGGGACACUUCUUUUAGAAGCUCAAAAAUAUUGAAAUUGGAGCUGAAUACAAGUAUUAGUUAUGAGCAUUUUAUUUGCAUGUUGAUGAGGAGAACAGAAGAACUACAUCUAGAGAAUCUGAAGGGUGUCGAGAAUAUAGUUUCUGAGUUAGAUGCUGAAGGUUUUCAGGAACUGAAGUAUCUUUAUGUCCAAAAUGCUCAUGAGAUUCAGCAUAUCAUUAAAUCAGUGGGACAAAUUCAUUCCCAUGCAUUUUCCUCCUUAGAAGUACUAUUUCUCCGAAAUUUAAAGAAUAUGGUGAAGAUAUGUCAUGGCCGACUUGGAGAGACAUCUUUUAGAAGAUUAAGAACCAUAACGGUCGAAUGUUGUAAGCAGCUCAAGAGUUUGUUCCCGUUCUCCAUAGCUAGACGGUUUCUCCAACUUGAAGAAAUUAGAGUAACAGACUGCAGUAACAUGUUAGAGCUUGUUAAAGAGGAGAGGCAAGGUCCCACUAAUGAUAUUGAUAUUGCAGAAGAAGAUCAAAAUUUUACACUUGCCCAGCUACGGUCCUUGAAAUUGCAGUAUUUGCCAAAGUUCAUUAGAUUAUGCCAUGGAAAUGAGGAAACAAAUGAUUCAAGUUCCAGGGCUGCACCACUUUUCAAUGAAAAGAUUCUCUUUCCAAAACUGGAGGAGUUGAAUUUGUCCUUGCUUAACAUUGAAAGUAUAUGGAGCAGUCAGCUUUCGAAAAAAUCUUGUUGUAUCCACACUCUGACAAAGUUGAUUGUUGAGGCCUGUGAUCAUUUGGAGUACUUAUUUUCAUCCUCUAUGGCUAAAUGUCUUGAGCAGCUCACAUGCCUUGAAAUUAAAAAAUGCAAAAGGAUGAGAGAGAUAAUUGCACCAGAGAAUGCAGAAGAAAUGGAGGAUUUGAUUUCUUUUCCUAAGUUAAACAUCCUGUGUAUAAAUGAUCUUCAUAGGCUUAGCAGAUUUUGCUCUGGAAACUAUAGUAUUGGAUUCACAACUUUGAAGGAAUUGUAUAUACAAUAUUGCCCAGAGUUAAUGGGGUUCGUGGUCAAUACGGGCACAGAUGUUACGGAUGGACUGCAACCCCUGUUUAAUGAAAAGGUUGCGUUUCCCAGCUUGGAACAAUUGGAAAUCUUUGCCUUGAAGAAGUUGAGGAUCAUAUGGCACCACCAACUCCCUGCAGAUUCCUUCUGCAAACUAAAAAUUUUAUCGAUUGGUUGUUGUGAUAAAUUAUUGAAUAUUUUUCCAUCUUAUAUGCGUGCUAGAUUAUUGACCUCAGUGGAAGAGUUGUGGGUAGGACGUUGUGGUAGUCUAAAAGAGAUAUUUGAACUUGGAGAACUGAAUGUGGAAGAGUCAAGUGCUGUGGUAAACACUAAGUUAAGAGAGUUUCUUUUCGCACAUUUACCAAGGUUGAAGCAUUUGUGGAGCAAGAAUCCCUGCGGAAUUCUCACUUUUCGGAACUUGCAGGCUGUGGUAGCUAUUGGUUGUCAGAACCUCCAAAGUAUGUUCCCAGCUUCAGUGGCAAUGGGGCUUCAGCAACUUGAAGUUUUGAAGAUAACAGGUUGCUUGAUGAUGAAGGAAGUUGUAGCAUUGGAAGAAGGAGAUGAAACAGUUCCUAGGUUUGUGCUUUCUCGUUUAUCUACUCUGAAGCUGCGUACUCUACCAGGACUCAAAUAUUUCUAUCCUCAGAAACACGUAAUAGAGAGCCCCAUGUUAAAAGAUUUCUAUUUAGAUCUACGGAACUCUUUUAAAGAAACAGAAGGAGAGAGGCUUGGCAAAUUUCCAGUUCAACUACCGCUUUUCUCUAUAAAAAAGGUAUGAGCCUCAGUUACAAAA
This is a messenger RNA of Rubroshorea leprosula, 4167 nucleotides long. The record is from the annotation of a GenBank genome assembly. NCBI's taxonomy places the organism in Eukaryota, Viridiplantae, Streptophyta, Magnoliopsida, Malvales, Dipterocarpaceae.